UUCAUAGCGGCCAUUUUUUGCUAGUGGAAAUUUUCACGCUAUCCGGCGUUACCGCAAAAUUUUGCAUUUAAAUUCAUAGUUCGAUAAAGUUUUACAAACUACUAAGCAAAAUGGGCGUUGAAGUUAUUCCAAUUUCUCCUGGAGAUGGCAGCACAUACCCGAAAAAGAAUCAAACCGUCGUUGUCCACUACACCGGAACAUUGCAAGACGGGUCAGUAUUCGACUCUUCCCGAAACCGCGGAAAACCAUUCAAAUUCUGCAUCGGAAAGGGCGAAGUAAUCAGAGGCUGGGAUGAAGGUGUUGCCAAGAUGUCUGUUGGAGAACGCGCUAAAUUGGUCUGUUCUCCAGACUACGCUUACGGUAGCAGAGGUCAUCCCGGUGUCAUUCCACCGAAUGCCGUCUUGACUUUCGACGUUGAGCUCCUCAAAUUGGAAUAGAUUAAUAGACUGCCUUUUUUAUCCAAAAAAAUGAACAGAAAAGUAAUUUUUUCCAACAAUUUAACACGUAACAUUCUUGCAACCAAAUUUUUGAAUAAAAAUAGCUCGCAAAUGAGAAUCUACAAUUAAUGAUGGUAAAAAUAUUUAAUUAUAAACACUACAACUAAAGUAAUAUCCUUGCAUUCUUUUCGUAUAACAAAUACAUUUUUGUGAAUAAUUCAUUAAUUUCUUUCGACCAUUGUUAUUUGUGAUUCUGUGGGUGGAAAUGGACGAAACUUUAAUUAAUAAAUUAUUCGAUUCAUCUCUAAAA
Messenger RNA from Bradysia coprophila, 747 nucleotides. RefSeq names its product peptidyl-prolyl cis-trans isomerase Fkbp12 (gene Fkbp12). The record is from RefSeq and is a predicted model, not a curated record. Gene Ontology annotation, cellular component: cytoplasm; sarcoplasmic reticulum membrane. Gene Ontology annotation, molecular function: peptidyl-prolyl cis-trans isomerase activity. Gene Ontology annotation, biological process: protein peptidyl-prolyl isomerization. Lineage: Eukaryota; Metazoa; Arthropoda; Insecta; Diptera; Sciaridae.